Syngnathoides biaculeatus (alligator pipefish) is the source of this 2073-nucleotide messenger RNA. RefSeq names its product uridine monophosphate synthetase (gene umps). The transcript has 10 exons. The coding region runs from base 98 to 1561 and encodes 487 amino acids. Lineage: Eukaryota; Metazoa; Chordata; Actinopteri; Syngnathiformes; Syngnathidae. The record is from RefSeq and is a predicted model, not a curated record. Gene Ontology annotation, biological process: 'de novo' UMP biosynthetic process; 'de novo' pyrimidine nucleobase biosynthetic process. Gene Ontology annotation, molecular function: orotate phosphoribosyltransferase activity; orotidine-5'-phosphate decarboxylase activity.
AAGCAGCUGCCUCGUUCUCGUGGUCUACUCUAGCUUGGCGGAAGUAGUGCUGAUUUGCGCUAGCUCGCCUGCAGCUGAACGACUCAUCCGCUACGACAUGGCUAAUGUUUGCAUUGACACGUUCAUCUUGAAGCUGCAAGAUGUGAACGCGGUGAAGUUCGGGGAGUAUAAACUCAAGAGCGGCUUGAUGACACCCAUUUACAUUGACCUGAGGGUGCUCGUGUCGCACCCGGCGCUUUUGAACCAGGUUUCAAAGCUAAUUUACCAGAGAGCUUUGGAUCAGGGUCUCCAGUUUGACUCAUUGUGUGGUGUUCCGUACACGGCCUUGCCCAUUGCCACCAUUAUUUGUUCCACGCACGAGCUGCCUAUGCUCAUCAGGCGCAAGGAGGCCAAAGACCAUGGAACUAAACGUCUGGUGGAGGGCUCUUAUAAAGAGGGAGAUACGUGCCUCAUCAUUGAAGACACGGUGACCAGCGGCUCGAGCAUUUUGGAAACUGUUGAAGUCUUGCACAAAGAAGGACUGAAGGUGACGGACGCUAUCGUGCUGAUGGACCGAGAGCAAGGGGCGGUAGACAUGCUGGCUUCGAAGGGCAUCAGGCUGCAUCCGAUCAUCUCCAUGUUCAAGUUGCUCGACGUGCUCAAGGCUUCCGGACGCAUUGACGCGCGCACGGCCCACAGCGUGCGCCAGUUCAUCUUGGACAACAACACUUUCAGACCCAAGGAAGAAAAUGGAGAUGAGGCCCCGGCAACUAAAAAGCAAAAUGUGGAACCAAACCAGAAGCUGAGCUUCGAAGCGAGAGCCAAACUACCAAAUGUUCAUCCUCUGGUGUCAAAGCUGCUGACAGUCAUGGAUGCAAAGCAGUCCAACCUUUGUCUGUCUGCGGACGUCACGAGCAGCGAGGAGCUGCUUCAGAUCGCCGACGCGCUCGGUCCCAAGAUUUGCUUAUUAAAGACCCACGUGGAUAUAUUGAAGGACUUCACUAAGGAGUUCAGCCGGAAGCUGCAGGAUGUCGCUGAAAAGCACAACUUCCUCAUCUUUGAAGAUCGCAAGUUCGCUGACAUUGGGAAUACAGUCAUCCAUCAAUAUGAAGGUGGCUUGUACCAGAUCUCGUCAUGGGCCCACUUAGUGAACGCUCAUGCGGUUCCUGGACCCGGCGUCGUGAGCGGCCUCGCUUCUGUCGGAAGACCUCUGGGGCGAGGCUGUCUGCUCAUUGCGCAGAUGAGCUCGCGGGGCUCACUGGCGACUGGGGAGUACACCAAGGCUGUGGUGAAAAUGGCUGAGGAGCAUUCGGCCUUUGUCAUGGGCUUUAUCUGCAGUUCGAAGAUUAGUCAGCGGCCCGAAUUCAUCCACAUGACCCCUGGUGUACAAAUGCAGCCUGGAGGAGACGUUUUGGGCCAGCAAUACAACACUCCGGAGGAAGUCAUCUACAACAAGGGCUCUGAUGUCAUCAUUGUUGGACGGGGGAUCCUUGAGGCGGCAGAUAGGUUGGAGGCUGCCGAGGCUUACAGGAAGUCGGGCUGGGAGGCGUACAGGCGGCGGAUGGGGCUGAGCACCCAGUAAUACUCGACAGAAACAUUUGGACCAGGAUUUCUACUCAAGAGUUAGUUUGUAUCAGCACAUCACAGAUUAAAAUACACAUCAACGUCCUACAAUCAACAUACUGGAGGUGGUAAUUGGACAUAACUGGUAUAUUUCCUAAAAGCUGCUAUCCUAAAUGUACCUGUUUUUGAUACAUUUCAAUUUCACUACUCUUUCAAUAUUUGUUUUUGUACUGUACUUUUCUAUACAUUACCAGCAUCAUGAAUUGUUGGUUUCUUGCCAGGGACCACUUGACGGUAUACCCACCAAUACCUUCACUUAAUCAAAAAUAAUCCAAUUUGUAUAUUUGUGGUCACCUUUGAUGAUUUUUUUUUUUUAAAGAUAGCUAUAAUCAUUUACCAGUCAAAGAGAUCCAAAUAUACUCACUGUUUACUUUGAGUGAGAUGAAGGAAUUGUACUCGUAUAAAUUACUUUUACUUUUGUCUUGUCAUUUUUUCACAUUGUCAGUAAUAAACAAAAAACAGUUGAUUAAA